Mesorhabditis belari is the source of this 684-nucleotide messenger RNA. The record is from the annotation of a GenBank genome assembly. NCBI's taxonomy places the organism in Eukaryota, Metazoa, Nematoda, Chromadorea, Rhabditida, Rhabditidae.
AUGCCCUCCACUUCAUUAGCACUGGAUCUUGAUAUGACAAGAGAAAUGGAAUCGCUAACGGGUGAUCUUCUCAAACAUAACACAUUGCCGCAUUUUAUGGAUUCGAUCUAUAAAAUAGAACCGAUACAACAAAAACGGAAAUUCCUCUCUACUUUCCUCUACUUUGCCUUCAUCGCUUUCGGAGCCUACAUCUUGCUACCUGGAUUCUUCCGCUCAUCAUCCAAUGGUUUCAAGGGUGGUCACGCCGUCGCAACAAGCAAAAAGACGCAAUUUAUGACUCCAUCGGAGCUACGAUCGGUUGCGGAACCAGGAGACACGAAUCUAUUUAAACGAUUUGGCUACCUGCAUGCCGCAAUCAUCAGGCGAAACGACGAAUACGGUUUUGAUGUAGUGCAUGUUGAUGGAUCCAAAGUGGGCCCGGAAGAGCGAGUUAUCGAGAGCCCCGUUUCCGUAAUUGCUGGAGUGGGUAGUCUUGUAUGCAUCGACAAUGCUCUCGACUCGGUUUUGACGCCUGCGGAUCGCCAGAUUAUGAAAAGACUCGACCAUGCGGUUGGAACAAUUUUUACCUAUCACAUGGUCGACAAUAAUUGUGAGCAUUUCGCUUCACUAAUGCGAUAUGGGUGCCCGUUGUCACCUCAAAUUGAAACCACUUUCGACUACACGAGGAAGGUUCUUUAUAAAGCC